Messenger RNA from Hydractinia symbiolongicarpus, 2308 nucleotides. RefSeq lists its product as uncharacterized. Gene Ontology annotation, molecular function: protein binding. The record is from RefSeq and is a predicted model, not a curated record. NCBI's taxonomy places the organism in Eukaryota, Metazoa, Cnidaria, Hydrozoa, Anthoathecata, Hydractiniidae. Bases 160 to 1578 code for a protein of 472 amino acids. The transcript has a single exon.
AUAUCUAAUAUGCAAAUACUUGCAUACACCAAAAAGACUUUCGCUUCGUGCAAAAAGUAAUGUGUUUUUGCUAGUUAUUGGUUGAAUUAUUUGUUACGUUUUAGUUGUUACGUUUUAACUAAAGGUUUCAUCUCUCGCGCAGUACGAUAAAUUUAUCUGAUGACGACAUUAUCUGCUGAAGAUAUAAUAUGGAGCACGGAUUGCUUGGGUUUAAAAGCGUUCGUAGAGAAAUAUAGCUUACCACAAAUUGUACAGGUAGAUGAAGGUUACUAUGGCACAGAUAACAACGACACCUUCAGUUCAGAACAAAAUCUAAAACUCCAUUCUGUCAACACCAUUCGAAAAAUAAUGUGUGAAGCUGAUAACGGUUUUCCCUAUCAUAUACCAGUGUCGAUCAAAGAAAAAGUAUUACUGGAAAAGAACACUUGUGUUUUCAAAACGGUCGCAGAUUUAGCAAAGAUAGGUUCACUGCCGCCAUAUGUCGAGGUUACAAACGGGUAUUACGUUGACAAUGCAAACGGCGAUGAUGACUAUGAUAUUUUUCUCUACGAGGGAGAAAAAAUUGAAAUAGUGCCUAGUGAUGUGCCAACAGGGAAGUAUCUGAUGUUUCAAAACUCAUCUGGCGAACAGUUCCAGCUUCCAUUCAGUUGCGAUGCUGGUUUUAUACCCCUGUACCACUUCAACGAAAUGCACCUAACAGACAUCCUACCAGUUGGACUUGACGAAGCGUUUACACCGUUUUCAUUUCAAUUUGUAAGGACAGGUUUUUCUCAUUACUCUGUUGGCACAUUACAUUGCAAAAGGAUCUACGAAGAUGAAUUUAUUACUGCAUCCUCUGCCUUUGAUGACUGCCAAUAUGUGUUUUCUAUUCCGAUAGAUUUGCAACUUGUUGUUAAAGUAGCAUCAGGUACGAUUGAAAAUGAUGAAGACUAUGAAAAGAUGCGAUAUGGUUUGAAUAGCUUUGAAGGUUUGGAAGAAGAAUGUAAGGAGCGUCUAAAUACACAAAUAUUUCAAUCGUCCACAGAAGUAUAUGGUUACAUUUAUGCAAACCCACGACGUCUAAAUGCAAAAACGGAUUCUAAGACACUACCGCCACGAAGUCCUACCCAGUUGGAUGUAAAGCCUGUUCUUCUUCCACGGGGGAAGAAGCAUAACGUUAAUCCACCAGUUAUUAGCAGAGAAAGAAAACCUUCCUUGUAUACUUCAGGAAAAACCCUGCAAGGAGAUUCCAUAAGACAAAAACACAAAAGUCUAGACCGCUCACAAUCUACACCUGCAUAUGACAGAUAUUCCAAGACAGAGUUAUCAACGUCUUAUGAUUAUAUUUAUACAGAAAUACCUGAACAAAAGCCUAAGGUAGUAACUGUAAAGGAUAUGAAUGCAAAGACUAUUGGUGAGGUAUGCGAUAUGUUAAGCUAUUUAAAACUAGAUAAACAUAUUGACGUCUUCAAGUCAAACCAAAUUGAUGGAGCAUUGCUAUGUGGCCUGACAAUCGAAGAUCUAAAGGAUAUUGGAUUGUCUGGGUUUGAGAUUAAAAAGAUUUUUAGAUACAGAGAUGGAUGGCGUCCAAAAGAAUAAUGUUUAACCAAUGAUUUAGGGAAUGAUGGUGAUGUGUGCGAGGAACUAAUUUCUAUUGGACAAAUAUGUAAAAUUUAUUUUGCAAAGUGCAAGGCGCAGAAAAGAUGUUGCUAUAAACUAGGUUAUGGUCAAUGAUGUGUUCCUUAUCAGACAUAUAAUGGGAAACAAAAGUUUCAAAAGGCAAACUUAUUGGUUGGACCAAAUCUCUUGCUUACGUCAUUUCAGUCGCUUUAAUAUAGACGAUAAAAAACAAUCAAGAGCUCAGAAAUGUAGUUUAUAAUUUAGUAUUCUAGUACUUAGUUUAACCCACAAGUGUCAACCAUAAAAGGAUAUUUUGUUUUCGGUGGAUUUUAUGCCAAGUCUCUUACUACAUUAUUUUUGUUCAAAUGUUUUUAUUUUGUAUAUAGAAGAAUAAAUUUCGUUUUAUUGACGACAGUAGCCCUAAAGUUUUAGUAUUCAAUUUUGUAUGUAGAACUGGACUGCUAAAAUUGCAUACAACCUUGACUUUUUCUGCAGAAAAAAAAAGAUUUUUUGUCUCAAAAAACUAAUUUUUUUAUUCAAACCAAGAAGGUUAAAUAUCCAACUUCAUUUUGAACGUGCAAUUAACUUGAAAUUUAAAUUCAUAAUGUAGCUACUUCCCUGAUAGAACAUCAUCAUGAAACAAUCUUUUUAGAGUCUGUAUAGCUGUAUUUGCAUUUUACAAAUUGAAGAAUUCUGUUUCGAAUAUAUG